AUGGUCUUCAAGCCAUUCACCCAUCUCGCGCGCCAGAGUUUCACCAAAGCCUUUACCCAUGGCUAUGCUCAGUCGGUAGUGGCCGCGUCGCAGUCCUACGCGUCGUCCACCACUCUCAACCAACUCUCCCUCCAACCAGCCGCCAAAUUCUCUCGCACAACCCAGCUACAGAAUGCCUUCUCCAAUGCCUCCAGCUCAUCUGGCGCUGGCGCCAAGGCUAGCCAGGGUACCGGCAGCAAUGGUGACUUCGGUCUAGCCGCCUACUAUGCUGCCUGGCAGCACGCCCAGCAGACCGGCGACGAUACCGAUUUCCGCCAGUUCCAGUUCAACCGUCGCAUUGGCUGGAAGCCUACCGAGGAAGUCGAGGAUGCAAAGGAUGAGCGCAUCCCUUCCCCCGAGCCUCCACACUUGACCAAGGCCGCUGUCAACGAGAACGUCAGUGCACAGGUCGAGGAGGCCGUCGCUCGAGAGAUCCAGAUUCAGGAGGAGCAGGCACAAGCAGAAGAGGCAUCGAACGUGACUGAGGCUGUCGUUGCUGAGUCCGCUGUCGAGGACGUGGUCAUCUCGGAGGCGAUUUCAGAGGAAAGUAGAGUCGCCUCGGAGCGCAUUGUGCAAUUAGCGACGGACAAGAGCUUCUCUGAGAUCCCGACUGCAUUCGAGUCGAUCCUUCGCGAGGGUCUGACUCCAACUGUCGAGGCAUACAAUGCCUUGCUGUUUGCUGCUAUUCGCCUUCACCCCGAGGCUGCCCAGGCCAUUCACAAGGCUCUCGACGUGUACUCCGACAUGCUUCGUCGCAGGGUAAUUCCCGAUGAAGACACUUAUCAGACUCUCGUUCAGCUGUUGGUCACUCAGGCGAACCAAGCGAUCAAGGCCAAGGAGGUGCUUGAGCAGGAGCGCGUUCGGUACGGUGGUAUGGAGGAGCCCGGCAAGUUUAUGCUGCAGUCCAGCGAACUGGAGCGUGAUCUGCUUGCCGAGGAUGCCUCCCUGUCCAUCGCCGUGAAGCUGUUUAACACCGCCACCAGCCGCCACUCUCGUCUUGUGUUCCCCACCGACUUGUACAGCCAUCUCAUCAUUGCUUGUUCUCGCGAGGGUAAGGUCGAGGAUAUGAUCCGGAUCUACUCUCACAUGGAGAUGCAGAAAGUGACUCCUCACGCGUCCAUCUUCCCCUCCAUGAUCGAUGCCUUUGCCGGCACGGGUGACCUGUCUAGCGUGGUCGAGUGCUACAACGAGUACCGUAGCCUGGCAGUAUCGGACGACAACGGCGUGUUCACCAUUAUCAAGCGUCUCGACGGUGAAGUCUACGCGGCCGUCAUCCGCGCUUAUCUGUCUUGCGGCAAGGAAGAGGGUGCCAUGAACUUCCUAGACCGGAUUCGUUCUUCGUUCGAUGAGGUCACUGAGAACCGCGAAGGCCGUUGGGCCGCGCUGGAAUCUGUGAUCGUUCAGGACGCCCUCGUGCAGCACUUUUUGAAUGUUGGCGAACAUGGCAAGGCCCUCGAGCAAGCCAAGGAGCAAUUGCACGAUGCGGCUCGCGAUCAGGCCAUUUCCCGGAUCUGCAUUUCUGCGGCCGACGCAGGCGAUCUCACCACCGCCUCCGAAGCAUAUGACCGUCUGUCCACCUCCCCCGAUAUUCGUCAGAACCCUGCCGUUUCACUCCUCGCGCUUCACGUCCGUCAGGGCAACGUUUCGGCUGCUCGGUCUCUGUGGAUCAUGCUGAACACGGUGGGUCAGGCAACCCCGGAUAUGGUUCAGCCGACCGCGAUGUACGCCGUUGCGUUGUUGAAGAGCGGCCAAGUUGAGGAUGGUAUCCACGAGGCUCGCAACAUGUUUGCCCGUAUCCGCUCCGCCGCUGCCAAGCAGGUUACUGUCGCGCCUGCCACUGUCCGUGAGCAGAUUACCGAGUCGCUUCAUCUCUUUAGCCGUGUCCUCAUGGAGACGGCCGCUGUUCUCUCACCUCAGGCCUCGAUGAAUCUGCUGUGGUCUAUGGUUGAGAAUGGCGGCCUCGUGUCUCUUCUUGCGGAGCACGCCGUCGCCAGUCUGGGACCUAUUGGCAUCUCGCAAUUGAGCCCAGCCGACCUUACUCUGGCUCUCCAGGUUCAGGCUCGCAUGCUGGCUGGAAACAGUGCUCUCAUCUUUGACGUUGCCCACCCGGUCCGCUUUGCCCACAUGCUCGAUGUCGCUCUGUCUGCUGCCCUCCCUAUGGAUACCAACACUACCCGUCUGGUCGACCAGGCCGUCGCCAAGCUGUUCACUAGCCGCCCCGACAUCGUUAAGAGGUGGCAGGAUCACUUGGAGGCCUCGACGCAGGCAUCAUUCCUGUCAGACCGCCACAGCCCCGUUUCCAUGGCCGAGACCAACAUCACGACCCCUUCUGUGAGCCCGGAUUCUUUCGACCCGUACGCCCAUGCCACCGACUUCCGAGGAUCUGCCAUCAUCGCCGAUGAGCUCGAAAAGACCACUGGCCGCGCCGAGACCCAUCUCAAUGAUGCUCUGAUUCGCCUCAAGAACAUGCGUCGCAUUGGCCGUCACCCUCGCUACAUCACCUACGCCAAGCUCAUCACCGCUGCCGCUAAGGUUGGUCGGAUGGAGUUGGUCCACGAGAUCCACUCCAUGGCCCGCACCGAUGUCCCCCUGAACCUGGCUCACAACGCCGUCAAGUACGGUUGGGUCUCCAUCCUUGAUGCCAUGGUCGCUGCCUGCCUCACUCUCGGUGACCGUCACCUGGCUGGUCAGUAUCACCAGGAGCUCCUCGGUCUCGGUUCUGCCCCCUCCGCCAACACAUUCGGCCUGUACAUCACCACCCUGAAGGAGUCGACCAAGACCUUUGACGAAGCCACCGAGGCCCUGAAGAUUUUCCACCGUGCUGUCGCCGAGGGUGUCGAGCCCACCUCGUUCCUGUACAACGCGCUUAUUGGCAAGCUCGGUAAAGCGCGUCGCAUUGAUGACUGCCUUGCCUACUUCGCCGAGAUGCGCGCCAACAACGUCCGCCCGACCAGCGUCACAUACGGUACGAUCGUCAACGCCUUGUGCCGAGUCAGUGACGAGCGCUUCGCCGAAGAGAUGUUUGAGGAGAUGGAGUCCAUGCCCAACUACAAGCCGCGCCCCGCCCCGUACAAUUCGAUGAUCCAGUACUUCCUGAACACCAAGCGUGAUCGUUCCAAGGUCCUCGCCUACUAUGAGCGCAUGCAGGCCCGCAACAUCAAGCCUACCACGCACACCUACAAGCUGCUCAUUGACGCUCAUGCCUCGCUCGACCCUAUUGACAUGCCCGCCGCCGAGCGCGUCCUCGCCGACAUGCAAGCCGCUGGUGUUCAGCCCGAUGCCGUGCACUAUGCUUCGCUUGUCCACGCCAAGGGCUGCGUUCAGCAUGAUCUCCCCGCCGCCCGCAAGGUCUUCGACUCCGUGCUCGCUGACCGCCGCGUGCGCCUGCAACCGUGCCUGUACCAAGCCCUCUUCGAGGCGAUGGUUGCCACCAACCGCGUCGCCGACACCGAGGAGGUCGUCAGCGGCAUGAAGCAGCGCAACGUCGAGAUAACCGCCUACAUCGCCAACACGCUCAUCCACGGCUGGGCAGCCGAGGGCAACGUCGCCAAGGCCAAGACUAUCUACGACAGCAUCGGCAUUGAGAAGCGCGAGCCUAGCACUUACGAGGCUAUGACCCGCGCAUUCCUCGGCGCUGAUGACCGUGCUGCCGCUGCCGGCAUCGUCCAAGAGAUGAUGUCGCGCGGAUAUCCAUCCGCCGUGGCCAGCAAGAUCAUCGACCUGGUCGGCACCGCUGCCCCCUCCGUCUAA
Molecule: messenger RNA, 3789 nt
Organism: Penicillium subrubescens
Lineage: Eukaryota; Fungi; Ascomycota; Eurotiomycetes; Eurotiales; Aspergillaceae
Product: pentatricopeptide repeat protein
Exons: 1
Coding region: 1-3789 (1262 amino acids)
Molecular function (GO): protein binding
Source: RefSeq, a predicted model, not a curated record